This is a messenger RNA of Chrysoperla carnea, 555 nucleotides long. RefSeq names its product hematopoietically-expressed homeobox protein HHEX-like. The record is from RefSeq and is a predicted model, not a curated record. Gene Ontology annotation, biological process: cell differentiation; regulation of transcription by RNA polymerase II. Gene Ontology annotation, molecular function: DNA-binding transcription factor activity, RNA polymerase II-specific; RNA polymerase II cis-regulatory region sequence-specific DNA binding. The transcript is spliced from 3 exons. NCBI's taxonomy places the organism in Eukaryota, Metazoa, Arthropoda, Insecta, Neuroptera, Chrysopidae. Bases 1 to 555 code for a protein of 184 amino acids.
AUGAAAAUUAAUAAAAACGAUACUUUACCAAUUAUACCAAAAGCUUGUUAUUAUAAACGAAAUUUUUUUGAUCCGAUUAAAUAUGCGACAACAGCAUCUCAAAUUAAUUAUUUUCAUCCAAUUUUAAAUCAACAGUAUCCAUAUCAUUUUUAUGACAAUGGACUAUAUUUCAAUAAUGAUAAUACGCCAAGGAGAGACUACUCGAAUAAUAAUUUAUCAACAAAUAUAACGCAUUAUUUUAAUCGAAGUUUACCAAACCCAUUGGAAUGUUCAAGAUAUUUUAAGCCAUACAAACGAAAAGGUGGCCAAGUACGAUUUACACCAUUUCAAACCGAAGCCCUAGAAAAGAAAUUUUCAUCGAAUAAGUAUUUAUCACCAGAUGAUCGAAAAGAAAUUGCUGAUUUAUUAGUAUUAAGUGACAGACAGGUUAAAACAUGGUUUCAAAACAGACGUGCAAAAUGGCGACGUACAACCACAACUCAAGAAACAAUUGAAGAUCACUCCAUAACAUCAUCCAAUCAUAAUGAUGACAAUUUUGUAAUAGAAAUUCAAUAA